UUUUCUACCUUAUGAAACAAGCCUCUCAAUGUGCAAUGUCCACAUCCAGUGUACUGGAAGUCGACCGAGUCAAGGCCAGAGGAUCACAUAGACAAUGUCGGUGAAGGUGACGAACUUGCUUGGCUUGGGAUCUUGGCUCCAGUCUUCCGCCCGACUUUAGAACUGGUAAGCUAUCCUGAGAUUCCUACAUCUCGAAAGCUCCGAGUUCCAACAUUUGAUGGCAGCAUCGAUCUCGAAGUUUCGGACAAGAUAGUUCUUCAGCUUGCCGCAUUGCUUAUGGCAACUAUAUUUGGCGGCAUCCAUUGUAUGGCUUGGUUUUUUGGCUUCCCCACAUACCAGGAACAGGUAUUAUGGUGCAUGAGUGCCGUUGCUAUAACUUGCACACUCUGGCUUAGUAUCCUCACUGCAUGCCUCGUUUUCUUCAUGAACACCCACGUUUUCUUCCUGAACGCACCAUGUGGAAUGGUUGUGGCUAUGCAUUGUGACAUGCCAUGUUGUACGUCGCAGCACGUGCCACCCUCUUGGUACUCAUGUUCACCACUUUACGCAAUCUUCCUCCUGACGCAUACAAGGCGGUGUCGUGGACUAGUUUGGUGCUGCACUUAUAAUUCUUGAUCAUGGUACUUGUGAUACACUUUUGUAUGUAACGAUAUUCAGAUGCGGCAUUAAU
Suillus subalutaceus is the source of this 670-nucleotide messenger RNA. RefSeq lists its product as uncharacterized. Bases 277 to 615 code for a protein of 112 amino acids. Lineage: Eukaryota; Fungi; Basidiomycota; Agaricomycetes; Boletales; Suillaceae. The transcript is spliced from 2 exons. The record is from RefSeq and is a predicted model, not a curated record.